Staurois parvus is the source of this 411-nucleotide messenger RNA. The record is from the annotation of a GenBank genome assembly. Lineage: Eukaryota; Metazoa; Chordata; Amphibia; Anura; Ranidae.
UCUGGCAGAGCCGCAGGCACCGAGUCACCAAGCUCGGUAGCGGGCACCGAGUCACCUGACACGACAGCGGGCACUGAGUCAUCUGGCUCGACAGCGGGCACUGAGUCAUCUGGCACGACAGCGGGCACCGAGCCAUCUAGCAGAACAGCAGGCACUGAUUCAUCUAGCAGAGCCGCGGGCACCAAGUCACCAAGCUCAACAGUGGGCACAGAGUCAUCUGGCACGACAGCGGGCACCGAGUCAUCUGGCACGACAGCGGGCACCGAGUCAUCUGGCCGGACCACGGGCACUGAGGCACCAGGAAGGACCACGGGCACCGAGGCACCAGGCCAGACUCGGGCACCGAGGCACCAGGCCAGACCAGGGUGGAUCGGGUCAUCAGGCUGGGUAGCGUACACUGGGUCAUCAGGC